AUGAGGACUAAUCGAAACAUAGGCAGUGGACAUGCAAGCAAGGAUGUCCUCAAUGCAGCAAAGAAGAUAUAUUUAAAUGACGGUCAGAAGAAAGAUUUCGUCCAUGAAAAUGCUUGGCGUAUACUCAGAGAUGAGCCCAAAUGGAAGGCCAGUUACUGCGAAUCAUCUCGUAACAGUGGUGGAAGUUCAAAGCGAACGAAAACAAGUGAAGAUGGUGGUUAUUCAAGUUCGUGUCCGACGACACCAUACUUUGAUGUGGAUGACCCAACUCCUCCUACUCGCCCCCCCCUCCCCCCGGUAUUAAAGCAAGUAAGAAGAGGGGGAAACAGCGAAUUUAGCUCAAGUAUGGAACAUAUGGCAGCAGUCAAGGAACAAAGUUUGAAGCAACAAUCCGAAAAAAUAGAAGCACUUCUGAAAGCUAAAAGAUUGGAAAAAACAGCGAGGAAGAUUGAUCGGGAUGCUAAACGACUACAACUUGCUUCAAAUAAAAUGGAGAUGCUCAUGAUGUUAAUGGCCAAAGGUGAUGAUAAUCUGACUGAUUUUGAAAAAGGAGUGAAAGAAAGGUUGGCACACGAAUGCUUUCCUUAA
Messenger RNA from Andrographis paniculata, 588 nucleotides. RefSeq lists its product as uncharacterized. Lineage: Eukaryota; Viridiplantae; Streptophyta; Magnoliopsida; Lamiales; Acanthaceae. The record is from RefSeq and is a predicted model, not a curated record. The transcript is spliced from 2 exons. The coding region runs from base 1 to 588 and encodes 195 amino acids.